AUGCUGACUGACCGGCUAUACGUCAAGUACGAGAAGCGCGUUCACUUGUCUGAAACACCAAGAAUGCAAUUUAUACCGCAAUAUACCACCAUCCCGGUACCCAAAGUCUUUUGUGCAUUUCCAAGUUCUGGUUGCACAUACAUUGUGAUGGAGAGGAUCAAGGGAGAUAUAAUCGGUAAUGGCCGGGUGAGACGAAGUGAGGAGUCGAAAGCGAAACUCCUUUCGCGAUUGGCAGCGAACAUUCGCCAAAUGCGGGACCUUCAGCCUCCGGAAGGUACUAGGAUUGCUUCUGUCGAUGGCGGAUCACUUUUUGACUGCCAUAUUCCGAGCCCUAGCUUUCGCUUCGCCCCCUUUGAUACCCCCCAAGACCGCCAUCGGCAUUUACGCAUGGGUAUGUAUUUUGAUCCAAGGCUUGAUGACGAUAUUAAACAAACUAUAGAUUAUAGAUCUGUUGAUAUCAAAGUGGUGCUGGUAUUCAUUCCGCUGACAAUGAUCUAUCACCCGCUCAGCACCUUUUCCCACUCAACAACGCUUGCUUUCGGAAUAUCUACCACCUGGCCUUUUUGA
This is a messenger RNA of Penicillium salamii, 567 nucleotides long. NCBI's taxonomy places the organism in Eukaryota, Fungi, Ascomycota, Eurotiomycetes, Eurotiales, Aspergillaceae. The record is from the annotation of a GenBank genome assembly.